GGCGCCGUGCCGAGCGCGUUUCCCUUGGGAACCAUGAGCAUUCAGCAGCAAAGAAAAAUUAUCUACUCCUGGUAUGGAAAACCCACGAGCUCUGACAGAAAACUGAGGACUUUACAGUACAAGGGCAUCCUUAUUGCACGAGAAAGAAGCAGAAAGGAAACCUGUGUACAGCUUGGUGAUUUUGUUUUAGUAGAAGGGGAGAAUGCAGACGAACCUUUUCUGGCACAGCUCCUGGAUCUGUAUGAAGAUGGUGCUCAUCAGAAGCAUGCCAUUGUGCGGUGGUUCACCCGGAUUGCAGAGAUACCUCAGAACAAACGCAAGCUUCUGAAGAGAGAGAUUUCUCCCAAAGAAGUGUUUUUGGAUCAGGUUUCUGGCUAUGACAAUGACAUAGCUGUGGAGAACAUUAUUAAAAGUGUCAUGGUAGUACCUCUACAUCUGGGGGAGGAAAUGCCUCUUGAAUUAAACAGGGAACAAACUUUCUAUGUGAAACAGUCAUGGGAUGGAAAAUGCUUUAAGGUUUUGUCUCGUGACAUGUUCUGUCAGCUGAAAGAAGCUAAUAAGAAAAGAUGUGGCAUCUCAAACUCAUCAAACUCAUUUAUUGCUUCAGACAUUGUUUCUCCUCUGAAAAAGGAAGUGAAGAGUGUUGUUCAGAGUGACACAAAACCAAGAAAUGGGGAGAUGGAAAUAGAAUCAAAACAUUCUGCUUCCAAGUCCUCUCUCUCUAAGGAGAGGAUUUCGCAGAGAAUGGCUAAUGGCAUCAGGACUCCAACAGCAAGGAAGAAGCUGCAGUUAAACAGUCCUACAAGAUCUAAAGACAGGUUCCUGGGAUCUGAAGUUUUGGAACUUUUGGAUGAUGACUGUAAUGCUGUAGCACUGUCAGAACCAUCAGCCACUAAAAGAAAAGUGCAAUUCACUGGCAUUUUGGGCUCCCCACCGAAAAUACCAUGUGUCAAUGCAAAGUCGAAGUCAGCAUGUGGUGCUGUAGAGCACUGGGACAGUCUUGCCGAUUCCAGACGAUUAUCCCCUUAUGCUAAAGUCAGAGACUUCAGUAAGCAAGCCAGGCAUCCUCGUAAGGAAGAUGACUCCAGGUGUGUGACUGGAAAUCUGGAACUGGACACUCAGAGCCUCAUUCUGACACCACGUUCUCGCCGAGCAUGUGUGCAGCAAACAAUCACUCGCAUUGCAGAGCACAUCAGCAUAUUAAACACAGGAGAGUUGAACAAGGAAGAGGAUUUUCUGUCUAGCUCAGACUGCUCUUACUCUUCCAGUAGUGAGGAAGAGGAGGAGGAUGAUGAUGUGCUCUGCACACCAACAAGUAAAACUAAAUCAAGCAGAACACUCAACACCCCACUGUCUUCAAGGAAGUCGUCGGUUGACACUCCUGUCAAGACCCCAAAGAAAACUCCUUUGCCAGGAACACCCAAGACACCUCGGAAUGCGACUCCUGAAAUCCCCAGGCGCAGCCAUGUGGCACAGAAACCAGGCAGUGUUCUGGAGGAAGCCAGGCUAAGGCUGCACGUUUCUGCCGUCCCAGAAUCUCUGCCUUGCCGUGAGGAAGAAUUCCAGGAUAUUUAUAACUUUGUGGAAAGCAAGCUUAUUGAUGGAACAGGAGGGUGCAUGUACAUCUCUGGAGUGCCUGGCACAGGGAAAACAGCCACUGUUCAUGAGGUUGUUCGUUCCCUGCAGCAGGCUGCAGACAGUGAUGAGCUCCCAGCAUUCCAGUUUGUGGAGAUCAAUGGCAUGAAGCUAACUGACCCUCACCAAGCUUACGUGCAGAUACUAGAGCUUCUGACAGGUCAGAAGGCGACAGCAGCCCAUGCCGCAGUGCUGUUGGCAAAACUGUUCACUACACCAGGACCAAAGAGGAAGAGCACAGUGCUGAUAGUGGAUGAGCUUGAUCUUCUCUGGACCCGGAAACAGAAUGUGAUGUACAAUUUAUUUGACUGGCCCACUCAGAAGCACUCCAAGUUAAUCAUCUUGGCUGUUGCCAACACCAUGGAUUUGCCAGAGAGAAUAAUGAUGAACAGAGUAGCCAGCAGGCUGGGCCUCACCAGAAUGUCCUUUCAGCCCUACACCUACAAACAGUUACAGCAAAUCAUUUCAUCCAGGCUGAACGGCACAAAGGCAUUUGAAGAGGAUGCAAUCCAGCUGGUUUCCAGAAAGGUUGCAGCACUAUCUGGCGAUGCAAGGCGCUGCCUUGAUAUCUGCAGGAGGGCCACUGAGAUCUGUGAGUUUGCUAGCCAAAAGAGAACCCCUGAAAUAGUCAGGAUGGCCCAUGUGACAGAAGCCAUAGAUGAAAUGUUCUCAUCGCCAUAUAUAAAAGCAAUCAGGAAUGCUUCAUUUCAUGAACAAAUCUUUUUGAAAGCAAUUUUGGCAGAGUUUCGCAGGGCAGGAGUUGAGGAGGCAACAGUACAACAGGUGUAUCGACAGCACCUGGUGUUGUGCAGGGUGGAGGGUCUGCAGCGCCCCACGGUCUCCGACAUCAUGGCAGUGUGUGCAAGACUGGGUGCCUGCAGGAUCUUGCUGGUGGAGCCCGGCAGUAAGUACCUGCAGGUGCGGGUGCGACUCAACAUCAGCCAGGACGACGUCACAUACGCGCUCAAGGAUGAGUGAGAUGUAGGAUGUGUGAACAGUUUGUAGGACGUAUGAGUGUUUUUAAUAUUGUCUAUUUUUUAUUGUUAAUAAAAGGGGAAAAAAUGA
Pogoniulus pusillus (Red-fronted tinkerbird) is the source of this 2700-nucleotide messenger RNA. It is a transcript of the gene ORC1, whose product is annotated as origin recognition complex subunit 1. The transcript has 17 exons. The record is from RefSeq and is a predicted model, not a curated record. Gene Ontology annotation, molecular function: ATP hydrolysis activity; DNA replication origin binding; ATP binding. Gene Ontology annotation, biological process: mitotic DNA replication checkpoint signaling; DNA replication initiation. NCBI's taxonomy places the organism in Eukaryota, Metazoa, Chordata, Aves, Piciformes, Lybiidae. Bases 34 to 2613 code for a protein of 859 amino acids. Gene Ontology annotation, cellular component: nuclear origin of replication recognition complex.